This is a messenger RNA of Brassica napus (rape), 1813 nucleotides long. RefSeq names its product protein TPX2-like. Gene Ontology annotation, molecular function: microtubule binding; protein kinase activator activity. The coding region runs from base 295 to 1683 and encodes 462 amino acids. The transcript is spliced from 17 exons. Gene Ontology annotation, biological process: regulation of mitotic spindle organization; mitotic spindle assembly; activation of protein kinase activity. The record is from RefSeq and is a predicted model, not a curated record. Lineage: Eukaryota; Viridiplantae; Streptophyta; Magnoliopsida; Brassicales; Brassicaceae. Gene Ontology annotation, cellular component: mitotic spindle; nuclear microtubule.
AUCGACAGUCUUAAUUACAAUUCAAAAUUUCAAGUCGUUACAAUUGGAGUCGUUACAAAAACCGGAGCGUCCUCCUCGCUUCAUCACAGUGCCAAUACGAUGUCGUUUCGUAUGGGAAAUUAAAAUAAAUCUGUUUUUUUUCUUUUGUCCGGUAAAACAAAAUUUGUGCCGUUUUCUUCUUCUUCUUCUUCUUCUUCUUAGAGAUUUCUGUAGAAAAUUAGGGCUUUGUCUGCUCAGUUCCGUCAGGUUUUCGCAGAAAAUUAGGACUUUUCUGCGCAUUGUUUACAUUUAGAUAUGGAAAUGGAGCCAAUGGUGUUUGAGGUUGAUCUGGAGUACGAGUUUGAUGCAGCUCGGUGGUUCGAUUUCACUCGGGAGGAGUCACCGGCGGAGUCUCAGUCCGCCGAGUUCUGGUUUCAUUCUGCUCCCUCCUACACCCCCUCUCCUUUCGUGACAAAAUUGUUGCUUGGAGAGGAGAUUCCUGGUGAUAUGACCGAGGCUGCCUCCACGAAACCAGAGGAUGAAGACUUUACUGUCCAUGGUGGUGAGAAGGAUGGAGGAAAUGGAAUGCGUUUUGGGGCAUUUUCAUCCCAACAAGCUCAUAACUCGAAGAAAUUUCCAAACCAACCCAUAUACAUAGGGCCAACGGUUAGCAAUCACAACCACCCUGAUAAACCAAACUUCCGAGCUAAAUCAAGCAUCAGACCUACUCCAAGGAGCUCUACGUUAAUGAGACCCACUGCUAGUCAGUUAGCUAAACAAAAUAAUGCCAGUAAAUUCCAUAUGCAAGUGGACCAAGUUCAUGACAAAGGCUUAUGUGGGACCCAAGUUCAAGCGGCCAAAAGACAGAAACUUGACGGGGGUCUUCUCCGCAAGGUUGCUGAUACAAAGCCUGAGAUGACUUUUGUUCACAAGAUACCCAAGAAGGAUAUAACUCUUGAUAGAAAUUCACAAUAUACCAGGACAAAGAUUACUGUCCCACAGGAGCCUGAUUUUGCUACAUCGCAGAGGGCACACAGGAUACGCCGCAAGAAUGAUGAGAACUUAGAACAGGACUCAACUACCAUAUAUAGAUUCAAAGCACGUCCAUUCAACCGAAAGAUAUUUGAUGCUCCUUCAUUGCCCAUCCGGAAAAAGAGUACUCCAAAACCAACAGAGUUCCAAGAAUUCCAUUUGAAGACUUCAGAAAGGGCUAUGCAACAUUCUUCAGCAGUAACAACAAGGUCAAGUCAGAGAAAUGAUGCGUAUAAGGGAUCAGACAAAACUAAUAUAACUGAUGCACUUGACGGUAUUAACAGGGAAAGUAGGAGACCAAGCGCUAUGGAUAUAUCUAAGCAUGAUGUCUCAGAAGGAAAACACGUUUUUAAAUCUCGUACUCUGAACAAGAAGAUACUUUCAAGCAGAGGAGACAUGGGCCUCUUCAAAAAUAGCAAGCGAGAAACAACAUUUCCUUUGGAGUUUAGUUUUCAUUCAGAAAAGAGAGUUCAACCAGAUUUACCGACAGACCUUUUCAGCAAGCUCUCCAUCAAACCCGAGAUCAAGCAAAAUAGUGGAUCCCGCACAAGAUUUCCUCAAGCAAAGGGCUUCAAGGAAAACAGAGUGUACUCUUUCCAAGCAGGGAAUGAGGUAAGCUCUAAACUUGUUGAAAACAAAAGCAGCUUGCAACCACUUACAAUCUGGUCAUAGCGGAAUAGUUCCUGAAACAAAUCAACAAUGGACCGCCAGUAGGAGCUUAGGCAUUCGCUGAUGGUGUAUAGAAACAGCUUUUGUAGCAUAUGGAAUCAUCAUCAAAAACUCCUUUUUACAGUUAGUAGCA